GAGACGGAGAGGCGAGCCCUUCGCUUCUUCCCUGCCCACCUCCUCCGGCACCUCCAUCCAUUGGGAUAGGAUAAACACUUCAUCUCUCCUGCUGACAUCGUUACAACAUGUGAAAGACAACCAGUCGGCUUCGACGAGCUGCUUGCGCUCUGGCUUUUUGAGAAAUUUUACGGAAAACUUUCAGGGAACUCGGAAAAAAACUUUCCCAAAGUGUCUGCGGAUACGAUGGAAACACUAUUCCUCCCCCUCAGCGUGCUGCUGUUGCUGCCCUGCAGACUUGUCCAUGCUCAGCAGUUGUUGUUACCCGGGUCGUGCAACUUUGAGCUGGGCUCCUGCGGCUACACAUCAGACCCAGACUAUGGAAGCUGGAGCAUGAAUGAAGAAGGGCAUCUGAUAACAGCAGACUCCAGCUUGUUAGGUGACCAGGAGCAGGCAGUUCUUGUCAGUCCAGUUCUGGACCAGCAGGAUUGGAGCUGUGUGAGGCUGGUGUACCAGAUCACUGGAAACGGUUCCCUACAACUCCACUUCAGACCAAGCAAUGAUAACUUUGACUACCUGUUCUGGACUGCAAAUGAAACCUCUGACAGCUGGCUCAUUGCUAGUGUGGACCUACCAAACACCACCAUUCCCUAUCAGAUCUUACUCGAAGGUCGACCUGAACGCGGCUCCGGGAACAGUGUAGCCAUCUUUGAAAUUCACAUUGUCCUAGGUUACUGCAUAGAGUGUAACUUUGAGGAGCAUCACCUGUGUGGCUACAGUAAUAGUUGGAACCCAAAUGUCAACUGGUAUGUUGGGGGCAGCGUGGUUAGAGAGUCUAAUGUGCUUGAAAACCACGCCAGCAGUCACCAGAGAGGCCAGUACAUGUACGUGGACUCUGUGUACGCAAAGCACUUCCAAGAGGUGGCCAAACUCACUUCGCCAAUGACCACAGUGCCAAUGGAUGGCUGCCUUUCUUUCUACUACCAUCGAGACCAGGAGAGGGGAAACAUAUUCUCCGUUUUCACUAGAGACCAACUGGGCCAUUUUGAGGAGCUCUGGAGGCCGGAGGUGUAUAGGACUGCUGGCUGGAGACUGGCAAGCGUUGACAUCAAGGCUCCACACCCCUUGGAGGUGGUGUUUGAGGUGGCUUUUAACAGCGCCAGAGGUGGAUACGUGGCCAUAGAUGACAUCUCAUUUUCUCCUGAAUUCUGUCACACUGAAACAGAGCCGACCUUUGACCCCGCAAUAGCCAACUGUGAUUUUGAGAAUGGCAUGUGUUUAUACUACCAGGAGACAGGGGAGAGUAAAGUGUGGAGCAGAGUUUCGGUGAAGCCUAAUGCUUACAGGAUAGGAGACCACACCACAGGAACAGGUGGUUUCCUCCUGACAUACACUCGCUUCACUUCAAGCCCAGGUUAUGUGGGUAGGCUUCAUGGCCCCUUUUUACCCGGGAACCACAAAUACUGUCUGAGGUUCUACUACGUGCUUCAUGGGUUUAGGAAAGUAGACAAUGCAUUGUUUGUUUACAUUUUCGACGAAAAUAACGUGGCCCAGGAGAAGGUUUGGAGCCUGACUGACACUUCCAGGGCCAUCUGGACUCGGGUGGAGAUCACCUACAUGAAGCCAAUGCUUUCCAAGGUAGUAUUUGUCAGCAUCUGUCAGAACUUCUGGGACUGUGGCCUCGUAGCUAUUGAUGACAUUACUGUCAGUUUGGGUGACUGUCAAAUCCCCGCAGUCUCCCUCCCAGGCCAGUGUGACUUUGAAAGUGGAGUCUGUGGCUACACACACGAUAAGAAAAGAGACAAGUCCGGGUGGCUGCGAGUCCGAGGGCACACUCCCACCUCCUAUACAGGACCACGUGGAGACCACACUACUGGGAUGGGUUACUUCAUGUACAUCGAGGCGUCACUCAUGCGCCCGGGUCACAAAGCUCAGUUGCUGACCUCAGACCUGCGGGGCUCGUCAUUCCCUCAUUGUCUGAUCUUCUACUACCACAUGUACGGAUCUGGUACAGGUAUACUGAGUGUUCUGCUGCACAGUGGCUACAAAGAGCAGGACAGGCUGCUGUGGAGACGGCGCGGCGAGCAGAGUGUGAGCUGGAUGAGAGCAAUGGUGGACUACCAGUGUGAUGUCAAACACCAGAUUAUAUUUGAAGCCAUCCGAGGCCCUUCGCUACGGAGCGAUAUUGCUAUCGAUGACAUCCAUUUUAAAAGCGGACCGUGUGAAGAUCCCAGGGAUGUCUCUCCAUACUCUGGAUCCUCUGAGUAUUUCAAUGAGAUUGAGAACUGAGACCGGUGGGGUACUCUUCUUAGUACGCUACUGAAGACUGAAGUUGAACAUUCCGCCAAGACAAUUUACAAAGAUGUAGAGCAAAGCUUACGCUGCAACAAGGCCCUCUGCCUCACUGACCCACUGUCUUCCUUCACCUUUCAGUCCUGUCAUUUUAGUGUUUGUGCCUUAAUUAUUAAUGUUCAUAUGUUUACAGAUUAAGAUUUGUAUCCCACCUCCUCCUUAAAGCAUGAUUGAGUUUUACAUUUGCACCACAUUAGUCAUGUGCAGCCAUAAUCCAGUGUAAAGACCUGUUCACACUAUAAACUACAAAUAUAUCCUUUGUGACAUAUUUUUUCAGUUUUCAUAACAGUCAGUUAUGCCACAUGUCAGUAAAAUUAGAUGUCUUGCAGUGUAAUUUCAAAUCACAGCUCAGGUAUAGUGAACUCAUUCCAAAUGGAAACUGACAAUAGGAGUUCUACUUUGGGCAUAUUGGUCUCUGCAAGAAAACCCACUACCAUGGAAUCUUUGAAUUCUUCAAAGGUCAGCGCUUAAGCUUGAUCUUUUGUGCCUCUAGAACAGCGGGACUCUUUUACAGAUAUUGCUCACAUACAUCUCAGAACACACACAAAAUAGGUUGUUUACAUUUCAUCGGAAUUCACUCAAGAAUCUUUAUGCUAGUUCCAUAGUGACAAAGGACGUGGGUCCAGCUCUGAAGUCACAGUGUAAGCACUUACGGAUAUGGAUCACUUUAAAGUGAAGUGUUGUCUGUACAUCAGUAUCUUUCUAUCAAGGUUCAGAAGGACACAGGAAACCUUCCCUUGAUGUCUGAUCAAUGCUGACUAAUUAGCAUCAAACUGUUUCUGAAGACGUUUCAGGCCUAACAUGCUGCAAACAUGUGAGCACCUGUUCAUUUAGAUGUACUUUUGCACAUCUCUGGUGAGGUCUUAUUUUACCAUGGUCUUUCUAUUUAGACUGAAAACUGAAUCAGCUGACAUUUUGAUUAAGUCCCUGAAAAAGACCCAUGCACUGACGUAGAAAUCUGAAACCAGGAUUUCUGUUUGCUACUUCGCUGUCCUCAGUAUGUCAUAUUCAUCUCACCAUUCUUUUCAUCCUACAGUCUGUUGUGCAGGACUGUUUUGGAGAAACUGAACUGGAUACCAUAAUUUCAGCAAUAGUAAAAAGAGAUUGCUAAGUUUAAUGCAACUUGUUUUGUGUCAAAAUAUGCCAUACACAAUAUGGACAGAAUAAAGAAAGAUCUCAGUUAUUUCCUUCAGAUCAUUGUCAUUGCAUAAAGUCUCCUUGUGCCAUGUUUCUACUUCUAAUGUGCGCACAUCAGUUCCAUGCUGUUAUUUGUCCAUCAUAUUUCCCAAUGAAAUGUCCUGCAAAUAUUUUGUUAUUGAUACAAUGAGAGUAACAGACUCCAGUUUACUGUACCCGAGUCCUAUUUGUUCAUGUAUAUUUAUUAGAACUUAGUUCUUGUUCAUUUUACUUAUCAUUUAAAGUUUAUUUUUCAUAAACAGAGUCUGCAGUGUUUAGACAAGAGACGCCCUUUGCAAGCUUUCUGUCUUAAAAUUUUCAUAUUUAUUCAGUAAUCUUUCAGACAUAAACUUACUCAAACCAUCACCAGAUUUUCCGUAGUCCUGAAAGUAGACUAACAGAACUAAAUUAAACAAAUGAAGCAAAAUAUUAUUUUUGAGCAUUUAUUUAUUCAAGACAUUUAACCCUAUCCAUAGUCCCUGUACAUAUUUGUGAACUGCAAAGCUAUGUGAAUCCCCUUUUUUAAAUAUCUGCUGUGAACUAGUCGUGCAGCAAAUGUUUUUUGGUAACUACUUCUAAGGUAUCCAAAGCCUGCAGUUCAUAUUUUCCUUAAAACUCUUCACUGCGGUGUGCUGAAAACCAACAACAAACAGAAAACUGUGUCUGUAAUUUGAUAUAUAUUAAUACGGAAUAUUUUCUCAUAAUAUAACAUUGCUGUUUUGUGUGAUUAGGUUCUCUUUGCCUCAUUUCAGGACUUCUGUUUUUGUGUUUUCUGUAUGUUUUGAAUGGUUUUAUGAAGAAAUCCUGAGAAUUCUGAAAAAAAAAAAAAAACAUUUAAGCAGCACUCAACAUAAAAGAAAGUUAGGUCCUGUAUAGGAGUUUCUCUGAGGCAAACUUUUCCAGGAAUAUUCCAGUGUCUUAAACCGCAAACAAACAGUAUAUCUCGAUUAUGUUUGUUUGUUUUUUAAUGUCAGCAUGAUAAUCAUUAUGGAUGGAACCAGAUCAAAUGCUUCACUGUUGACCUGUUAUGAAGUACUGGGAUGAAGUCAAAUUGACAAUUAAGCCGUCCUUUUUGAAUACAGAGUAGUAGAAACAACAAGUCGACGGAUGUGAAAAGAUGAUCCCAAACAGUUCCUUCUCAACCACCGGAUAUAUUCAUUAUACAUCUCAGUAUAAAAAGGCUAAAUAAAUUAUUGAGGAGUUAAUGCCCUUGCAGUGAGAAGCACCUAAUUAGCUUGUCAUCAUUAGUGGAAGCAGUCAGAGUGUGACAGUUGCGAAGCAAUUGAUUGCACCUGGAGAUGUGGUCGACUAUCCCUGGUGGUUAAUCAUUAACAGGAUGGAAGGGUCAACUUCUCCGUAACUUAACGCAUGCAGGGUUGGUCAAUAAUCCUUCAUCUGGGAGCCACCGACCAUUUGUUUUUCGAGAACCACCGCUCCUGAAAUCUCAAUUGCGCUAAACCUUAUGAAGCAACUAUAAACAUGGACGAAUUUGGGGGAUGAAGAAACAGCAGGUUCAGGCGAUCUGCAUGAACAGGUCACAUUAAACACUAUAAAAGAUAGGCCAGAACUUUUAUGCAGUGUAGCAAGAACAGUUUGUAGAAAAGACAUCUUUAAUAUUUGUUUAAAACUGGUUAGAGAGAUUAAUGAUUCUAGACCUGAAGUCUAGUCUACAGGCCUUUUAACAGCUGAGGGCUGUAGUAACACAGACUGUCAUGUAUAUUAACUUGUGCCAGUUGAUUUAGUAAGUGGACCAUCCAAUGAGAUUGUAUUGUGUACACGAUUGUGUCUUGUUGUAUGAAAACAUACAGAAUAGUUUGCCUUAAUUUUGUUUAAAAUCUGUUUUAAGUCAUGAGGUUAUGCGUUAAACACAGACUGCAAAUCUAGCAACGACAUUCUUAAUAUAAGGAGCAAGGUGAUACAGGACUGUAUCAUCAGCAUACAGUAGUCCAGUUGUCUUCAAAUGUUAUUGAGAGAUUAUAAAAAGAUUGGAGGCCAUCCAUGGAUCCAUGCGGAACUCCCUUUUCCAGAAUAGCAUUAAUUAGAUUAAGAUGAAUUAUUUUCAGACCAGACAAACUGCAUAUGGUCAGUUAAAUAUCUCAAGCAACUGCUCACUUAACAAACAAUACCAACCUUCACCUGGAGGUUGGUUAACUACUGAUUAUGCUCUGCUGCAUGACACAGUGGAGAAAGUUUUACAGAAAUAGCUACAUAGCGAAAUUUCUUAUCAAUAGCAGCCCCAAUGUUGUGAUUUUGAAUGUAGGAGCCAAAAUUUUUUUUUUUGUAAAAAUCGUGUUAAUUUUGCCCCAGGUUUAUCCUUUGUUAACUAUCAAUGGGAUAAUUGGUGACCUGCCUGUAUGGCUACACGCCCUCCUUUGUCUCCUCCCACACCUUUGUCUUGUCUGGUAAUUUAGAUCACGUUUUUUUUGUUUUGGCUCAGGUAGAGUAGCACCACACAGUUUUUUUGAUCUCAUUUUUGACUUGUCUUACCUAUCCGUUAUUUUUCCUACUGAGUCAAUUGGGGCUGUUGUAACAGUAUUUUCAUUUUGCUCAACAAAUAAACAAGUUUACGUUAAUUUAUA
Molecule: messenger RNA, 6086 nt
Organism: Mugil cephalus (flathead mullet)
Lineage: Eukaryota; Metazoa; Chordata; Actinopteri; Mugiliformes; Mugilidae
Gene: mamdc2a
Product: MAM domain containing 2a
Exons: 14
Coding region: 226-2268 (680 amino acids)
Cellular component (GO): membrane
Source: RefSeq, a predicted model, not a curated record